AUGAUCCCCAGUCCAAUAAAGUCCGACAGCACAUCUGUCCUCAUGAUCUCGUUUCAAUCAAUCCUUCAGUGUAUCAAUCCUGAUGAGAAGUCAACACGAGCAGCGUCUCCAUGUUUUUUCCUGAGAUUAUUCAAAAUUGAGAAUCACAGCGGAAACGAAACACCGGUCGUAGAGCAGCCCGGAGCUCUUCGACAACAAUUGGUGGCACCAAAUGCCGGGACCGUUAACAGACCCAUUCGAAAACCCCGGAAACGGGACAAGAAGAAAAAAAAGAAAAAGUGUUGUAAUGGUUGCUGCAGCUGCUGCUGCUGCUGCAAAACUGGAGACAAGGUUGCAGGUACGGAAUCGGAACCGGAAACGGAACCGGAUUCUGGAACCGAAAAAAGCACCGGAUGUUGUUCGUGUUGUCCAUCAAAGAAAGACAGAAAGGCAAGACAACAGGCAAAAAAGAAAGAGACAUGUUUGGUGUGUUGUAAACGUUUCACGACUUUCGUGUUUUCACAUAUAGGCUUGUGUUCGUUAGUGGUGGCUUAUUCGGUGUUGGGUGGAUUUAUCUUCAUGAAAUUGGAGGCUCCGUCUGAAGUAGUAGAAAGAAACAAUAUGGCGGCUAACCGGAAGCGGCAAGUACAUGCGUUGUGGAACCUGACUCUAGAUCUCAAUGUGUUAUAUGAGGAGAAUUGGACUCAACUGGCUGAUGAUGUGUUGAAGGCGUUCCAGAAGGAAGUUUACACAGCCACCAAGGAGAAAGGAUGGGAUGGCAAGGAUGGGGAGGGGGAGCUCCAGUGGUCGUUUGCCGGGGCUCUGCUGUACUCGGUAACGGUCAUAACAACAAUUGGUUACGGUCACAUAGCCCCCAAGACAUUCUACGGCCAGCUGGUGACCAUGGUGUAUGCUCUGAUCGGAAUCCCACUCACCUUACUGUGUCUCGCCAAUCUCGGGAGUUUCAUGGGAGACUGUUUCCGGUGCUUGUACAAGCAAAUCUGCAUCGGUCUCAUGUGGUUGUGUUGCCCGCCGCAGGCACGUGCAGCACGAUCAAAGUCAUAUUCCGCCAGGAUACGAUACCGGAAGUCAGGUGACUCAGAAGAAGAGAACCCCCUCCGAGGGAAGACUGUGGUAGAGGGGAAGGGGACGGAUGUGUCUGUGGUGGUUGAGGAAGACCAGAAAUCUCAAAAGGAAGAUCCUGUGAGAGUACCAAUGUUUGUCAGUCUCAUGAUAAUAGCUAUAUAUAUAUUUGGUGGUGCUUUGAUAUUCUCCAAAUGGGAGGGGUGGGACUACUUGAUUGGGUCCUACUUCUGUUUCAUCACACUCAGCACCAUCGGCUUCGGCGACUACGUCCCCGGGGCCGCGGGCGCGGCCGAUGAUUGGGACAGUCAAGAGAAACUCAUUAUCUGUGCGUUCUAUCUUGUGUUCGGACUUUCUCUGAUCGCCAUGUGCUUUAACUUGAUGCAGGAGGAAGUGCGGGCUAAGUUUGCCUGGUUGGGGAUGAAGCUGGGUAUCCUGGACAAGGAAUAGACAAGGAGUCUAGAUCCUGCUCGUGUUGCCAAGGAUGGUCACAUGAAGCGAUGGUUGACUAGGGAUUGACACACGAUGUUAGUGUUGCCUGGGGUGUGUUAUAUAGGAAAAUGGUUGACUAGGAUUAGACACAAGGUGUCAUGGAUGCCUAAUAGACUUUACAUGGGGUAAUGGUGGACAAGGAUUUGGACAUUUGUUAUUGUUGACUAAAGGAUGUAAGAAUUGACCACGAGGUAAGAAUAGAUUAGUAGUGGACGCACGUGUCAGAGAUUCCUAGACGAUAUUACACAAGGUAAAAGUUGUGUGCCAAAUGGUGGACACAUGGCGUCAUUGAUACCUAGGCUAUUAUACAACUAGCGAUGGCUGAUUCAGGGUUCGACACCCGGUGUCACGGUUACCUAGAGUGAUUGAUACCUGGUGUGAUGACUGCAUGCCAAGCAGGUGGUCAACAUUGGCGAGGGUUACCGAAUUUGAUGGCUACCUGUGGUAAUGACAAGAGUGAUAUUAACCGUGUGUGAAAAUAACCCACUUACGAUGGUAUAUCUACUGUUAUAGUCGACAAGAACGACGGUGGCCAAGGACGAGAUGCUUAAGAUAAGGUUUGCCCUGGAUAUUGCAAUCUUAAGCUAUUGUGAAGCCCGGUUUGAUUGGUUGAGUAGUUAGAUGUCCAUUGUGGAGUAAAGUGAUUCUUGAACCAAGAGAAGCCACAAGACGAGUGAGUACCACAUGGGUUGUGCUGGAUGGUGAAUACAGCGACCGUACAGAACCUGACAAGGACAAAGGAAGUAACGUAAGAAUACCCGAGUGAACCAGUGUGCAUAAGGAUCGAGGACAUCAGGAUGUUCUGAAUGAUUCCGGGUUCAUGGAUGACGUAUUAGCUCCUGUGUGUAAACAACGUUUUCAUCUUGUGUCAUUUGGUGUGGUAGACUAAUAAUGAUUAGUUGUGAAGAUAUUUACAUGAUGUUACAACAAACUCUGGCACAUCAUAUUUCGUCUACUCGGGACACAGAGUGUCUCCCCAAAUAGCCACGUGGUGCUAACUUCCUAACAAAGGAGAGCUAAAUAUUUUACAAUCAAAUCACACUAUCACGCAUCCCGACAAAACAUUAACGCGAUAUCACCUCCACCCGAUCUCCUGAUAUUACAUAAUAGUACUUGUCUCGACCUCCUGAUCUGACAUGAUAUCACCUAUAUCCGACCUCCUGAUCUGACAUAAUAUCACCUAUAUCCGACCUCCUGAUCUGACAUAAUAUCACCUAUAUCCGACCUCCUGAUCUGACAUAAUAUCACCUAUAUUGACAUAAUAUCACCUAUAUCCGACCUCCUGAUCUAACAUGAUAUCACCAUA
Haliotis rubra (blacklip abalone) is the source of this 2860-nucleotide messenger RNA. Its product is annotated as TWiK family of potassium channels protein 18-like. The record is from RefSeq and is a predicted model, not a curated record. NCBI's taxonomy places the organism in Eukaryota, Metazoa, Mollusca, Gastropoda, Lepetellida, Haliotidae. The transcript is spliced from 4 exons. Gene Ontology annotation, biological process: stabilization of membrane potential; potassium ion transmembrane transport. Gene Ontology annotation, molecular function: potassium ion leak channel activity. Bases 1 to 1512 code for a protein of 503 amino acids. Gene Ontology annotation, cellular component: membrane.